UUCCCGGGAGGGCGGCACGGGUGAAGGCAGAUCUGAUUCUGGUUCAAGCCCCUUCACACUCCCCCCACUACCCCACGGCUCAGUUGAGCCAAAUUUUCAUUUUCCACCUUCUCCAUCUUUAGCUCUCCAAGGCCACCCCUCUCUCUGGUUGAGAGAGGGCUGCCCACUUCGAGUCUUACGGGCUCGGACUGCUGGAAACUUCAAGAGAUUUUUUUUUUCCUUGUCUUCUUUAAAGCCCCGUUUUGGGGAACGGGGUGUGGCGGGGAAGGAUGAGAAACUCAGUUCUGCUCUGCCUCUGGAGCGCCUAUUGUUGCUUUGCCGCGGGAGGCCCCACACCCCUUGGUCCCGAGGGACAGCUGCAAGAUGAGCUCAACAUAUCCAGGGUUGUACCGGCUGCUGCCAAACCCCCUGUGAGAUUUAACCUCCGCACCUCUGAGGACCCAGCGCAUGAAGGAUGCUACCUCUCCUUCGGCCACAACCAGCCCUUAGAAGACUGUGGCCUCAACAUGACAGCCAAAACCUUCUUCAUCAUUCAUGGGUGGACGAUGAGCGGCAUGCUUGAAAGCUGGCUGCACAAACUCGUGUCAGCCCUGCAGACAAGAGAGAAAGAAGCCAAUGUCGUGGUGGUAGACUGGCUCCCGCUGGCUCACCAGCUUUACACAGAUGCGGUCAAUAACACAAGGGAGGUGGGGCACAGCAUCGCAAGACUGCUCAACUGGCUGCAGGGGAAGGAGGAUUUUUCUCUCAAGAAUGUUCACUUGAUUGGCUACAGCCUUGGCGCUCACGUGGCUGGGUACGCUGGCAACUUCGUGAAAGGCACCGUGGGCAGAAUCACGGGUUUGGAUCCUGCUGGGCCCAUGUUUGAAGGGGUGGACAUCCACAAGAGGCUGUCCCCUGACGAUGCAGACUUCGUGGAUGUCCUGCACACCUACACGCGCUCCUUUGGCUUUAGCAUCGGGAUUCAGAUGCCCGUGGGUCACAUCGACAUCUACCCCAAUGGAGGUGACUUCCAGCCGGGCUGUGGGCUCAACGAUGUCUUGGGGUCAAUUGCAUCUGGAAUGAUCGCAGAGGGGGUGAGAUGUGAGCACGAGCGGGCAGUAUACCUCUUUGUUGACUCCCUGGUGAAUCAGGACAAGGCGAGCUUUGCGUUCCAGUGCACGGACGCCAACCGCUUCAAAAAGGGGAUCUGUCUCAGUUGCCGGAAGGACCGUUGUAAUAGCAUUGGCUACAAUGCCAAGAAAACAAGGAACAAGAGGAACAGCAAAAUGUACCUGAAAACCAGGGCGGGCAUGCCUUUCAGAGUUUACCAUUAUCAGGUGAAGAUCCAUGUCCUCAGCUACAAGAACCUGGGAGAAACCGAGCCCAACUUUUAUGUCACUCUUUACGGCACCAAUGCAGACUCCCAGAGUCUGCCUUUGGAAAUAGUGGAGGAGAUUGGGCUGAAUGCCACCAACUCCUUCCUGGUCUAUACCGAGGAGGACUUGGGAGACCUCCUGAAGAUCAAACUCACCUGGGAGAAAGCUUCUCUGUCCUGGUACAACCUGUGGAAGGAGCUUCGCAGCUACCUGUCUCAGUCCCGCAGGCCCGAGCAAGAGCUGAAUGUCAGACGCAUCCGGGUCAAGUCCGGGGAAACCCAGCGGAAAUUGACUUUUUGUGCAGAAGAUCUUGAGAACACCCUCAUUUCCCCUGGCCAAGAGCUCUGGUUUAACAAGUGUCAGGAUGGCUGGAGAAUGAAAAAUGAAACCAGUCCAAUCCUGGAGCAUCUUUGAAGGUGCCUGCAAGGCCCCCCGCUCCCUGAUUUCUAAGCACAUGGAGGAAUGUUACUGCUGAGGACCCAGCUGAUGGAAAGACCCUUCUUGGCCUUGACCUUGGAGCCCAGCGCUGUGCCUCCCAUCAUGGCUGGGACUUCUUGCCGGAAGAGACACACACUGCUUUUCCCGCUGUUCCGGCUGCUGUGCUAGGAUAGCUCUAAUUCCAGAGCUGUGUGCAAACGGCCGACGCCCUGGCCUCUGUGCACACUGGGCUGUUUUCCCAGUGACCAGAUGAGCCUGUGCUUCACCCGACAAGGAACACAGGCUCUGAGUCACUCUGCGUGGAAGGGGUCAGCUGCCUGACCUGAGUCGUAGUGAGAGGUCUUUCUGCUGGGAGCUGACGCUAGUCAGGAUUGCAGACCUGGGAACUUGUUCAUCUGGGGAGGGGAGAGUUUACCUGGGGAGGUGCUGAGGCCCUUGUGCUUGGGGUUCAGUGGGUAACUGGUAAUAUGUACUGGUUACAUUUUAUUCCGUCCUGCUCCCCAACUCCCUCUCUAGAGCACACAUCAUUGGCUUUGUUAUUUUUCCAUUGCUCAUUUUUUUAUUGAACAAAUGUUUAUGAUGCACUGAAACUUAAUUAGCACAUGGCAGUAGACACCUUAGUACAUCUCUGCAGGCCGUCUCCUCUUUUGAAACCUAAUGGGGUUGGGAUGUCUAGACUGCCUUCCUGUUUAGAUGAUCCAUGAAUAUGCACGUGAUGAAAGGCAUGAGGGGCACUGGGGGGGCUACAGGUUGUAAGAGUUGGGGACCCUGAGGCUUUAGGUGGCUUCUACCUAUUUCUUCUUAAAGUGCAUCUCCCUUAAGAGUGACAUCUUUGACCACCAGUGGAGUGGCAAGCAGAGUGUCAUACAUGUUGGGACAGAAUGGGUAAAAUAGCUGAAUAUGAUUGGCAAAAUCACUUCUGUGUAGGAAGAUGGAAGGUAUUACAUAUGUCACGCACGUCUGUUCAUACAGAAACCAGCACCUGUCGCACACCUGGUGCCAGGAUUUAACUAAUGCCGUGCUUCUCCUUGAAAUAUCUUGCUCCAAUACCAGUGCCCUUUCUGUGCUGAACUUCUUCGAAAAGCCCCUAAUUCUAGAUCUUGGUUUGAAUUAAUGUACAUAAUAUCUGAGGAGCCCUUUUAUAAUUUUCAAAAGAUUUGAAUGUGCAUCACUUAGAGACUCGCAGCAGGAGGUGAGCAGGGCAGCUACUAUUAUCUCUAUUUUGCAAAACCGAGGCUUAGUGAGGUUCAGCCGUGGGCCUGGAAUUGCACACCAGGUUGGUGGUGGAGCCGGGGGAGGACCCAGACUACCUGGAGGCACCGCCCGAGGUGUGCUCAUCUCUGCAACUUCGUCAGGACUCUUACAGUCGGUUCCCACCAAUGCGCCCCAGCUAUGACAAACAAGGAAUUUUUUUCAGAGCCUUCCACAAAACCCCAAAGUCUUUUAUUAAUAUAUAACUAGGAGAACAAUUGUGCCAAGGGGUUGGGAUUUUUAUGGAUGAGAUUUAUUUGCAAGGAGAUGUGAUGUCAGAUGGGGAAGGGGGAGAGUGAUUUUCUCUGUACUUAGGUUUUUAAAGGACAUUGUUUUAAUCUGUAUUGUGCCAAAGUUGUGUCAUUGUUCAAUGCCAAACCUCUGAAGACAUAACCAGUCAAAUACCUUAAUUCAAGGUAUUUUCUCAGUCCCAUGGUGUGCUUUUUCUGUGUGGUUGCUUUCUAGCCAAAGCAGAGCUUGCAUUAUUGACUGUGCAUACCGGUUACUUCUGCUUUUGUAAUGGAAGCCUUGGGAAUCAAAUCCUCAGUGGGUCCUGUAUUUAUACAUUUGGCUUGAAGACUUUUUUGUAUAUAAUGAUGCUUUUUUAAAUGCUUAGAAUGCUAUUUAUUUCUCAAGUGUAUAUAAUGUUUAAAAACAAAUAUAUGGUUACUUUUUACUUUACGAUUAACCGAUUUCAAGAUAAAAAAAAUUUUAAUAGUAAAAUAAUAAAAAUCUACAAAAUUAUUCGUGGUCUAGCAACUCAGUUCUUAAAAUUUGAAAGAAUUAUGGCUUCCUGAGGCUAGAGUUUGACAAAAAGUU
Hippopotamus amphibius kiboko is the source of this 3863-nucleotide messenger RNA. RefSeq names its product lipase G, endothelial type (gene LIPG). The transcript has 10 exons. Gene Ontology annotation, molecular function: protein binding; lipoprotein lipase activity. The coding region runs from base 270 to 1769 and encodes 499 amino acids. NCBI's taxonomy places the organism in Eukaryota, Metazoa, Chordata, Mammalia, Artiodactyla, Hippopotamidae. Gene Ontology annotation, biological process: lipid metabolic process. The record is from RefSeq and is a predicted model, not a curated record.